AUUUAGUGUGUGACAAUUUUCUCAGCUACCGACACUGUACACCCCAUUUUCUUCCAUUCUUCUCCUUCUUUGCAGUUUCCUUCAAACCAAAUUUCACCAUAAAAGGCUCCUACUUUUUGACCUCACUUCUAACCCAAUAUAUCACUAUUACUGUUACUGAAGUGUUCAACUAUAUAUAGUUGUCAUUUGUAGGUGACUUGAAUGGAGGAUUUGCAAGCAAGUAACUAACUGAUAUAGAUCAACAAAAAUGGAACCUGAGGAGCCUGAAGAGAACAUUACUCACAUGGAUGCUUCGCUGUAUAAGGCAGCAGCAGAAGGCAACAUUGAAGUAUUCAAUAAUAACCAGGGGCUUCAACUUGAGUCGCUAAAGACCCUAAACCAUGAUAACGUGCUCCAUGUUAACUUGGCAACCCAGGAGAAUUCUUUUGACAGAUUUCUCUCAACAAUAGUAUUCUUCCUCCCACUACCUGAACCAUUCUCUUCGGCUUUGAUUUCUUUCAUUGCUAUAAUAAAAGUAAAAAGGAGAUCAAAUUUUAUCAAACAAAUUCUCAGCCAGUGUCCGUCACUGCUACUUCAAACGAAUGCUAGAGGUCAAACUCCUUUGCACGUUGGAGCAAGGUAUGGACAUUCUGCUAUUGUGAAACUUCUAAUCAAGUCUUGUGCAAAAGCUAGAGAUGGAGAUUUAGAGAAGCUGGGAACGGAUCAACUAAUUGCAGUGAGGGAGAUGUUGAGGAUUACGGAUCAGGAAUCCAACACGGCUUUACAUGAAGCAGCAGGGUGUGGCAAUGUUGAAGUGGUGAAAGCAUUGUUGGAGUUUGAAGACCCUGAUUUUCCGUAUUCUGCCAACAAAAAACAGGAGACUCCACUUUACAUAGCAGCUAAGAGAGGAGACGGAGGCGUGCUGAGUGUACUAUUAGAUAAAUCGACAUCAACAGCUCGUGGCGGCCCCCACUGUAGAACAGUUUUGCAUGCAGCAGCUAUGGCUGGAGAUGCACGCAAUAAGGGUAAUAUUAGAGAAGGAGGGGAAUUUGACAAAGGAAAGAGAUGAAGAUGAACACACCCCUCUUCAUUAUGCUGCACACUUAGGUUGCUUUUCUGUUGUGGAAGAACUGUUGAAAAGGGAUGUAUCAGCUGCCUAUGUAGGUGACAAAAAGAGGGGGAUGACACCCCUUCUUAUGGCAGCCAGGCAAGGUUAUGAUGUAACAGUUUCAAAGAUUCUCUCUUUAUGUCCAGAUUGUUGUGAAAAAGUGGACAACAAAGGUUUGAAUUUACUUCAUUAUCAGGCUUUUAGACAUCCAUUAAGGCAGAUGUCUUUGGAGCCUUGGAUUGAAGAGUAUGGAUCAGUCAGAAAUCUAAUGGAGUUGGAAGGUUCCUUUGGAAUGAAACCUCAAGAAGUUAAAAAUGCAUUUGGAUCUGAGAAACAUCAUCAUAAACAGGUGUGUAUAUAUAUUGCAUUUUCAUGGCUAUGGUUUUAUUAAUGUUUAAGUUUUGAACUAACAUAUUUAAUAAACCUUCAAUACAAUCGGUAAAUGUGUCUGGCAUGGUAGAAGCAAAUCAAAGAAUUGUUGGAAGAAAUUCAGAAUGAUCAAGUGGCGGAGGAACCAGUUCGUCCCAUUCUCUUGCCAACUACCUCUCCAGAAAACUUGGACAAGACAAGAGAGGCUCAAUUAAUAGUGGCAGCACUUAUAGCCACCGUCGCAUUCGCAGCGGCAAUAACUGUUCCGGGUGGUUUGGAGAGUGAAAAAGGGUCAGAGCAAGGCACUCCUUUUUUGAUUCAUGAGGCAGCUUUUAAAGCAUUUGUUGUAACAAACGCAUUGGCCUUCAUUUUCUCUAUUUCUGCCCUCAUAGUCCACUUAGAGGUUCUGGAUAGACUAUUAUCAGGAGUUGUUAGGCGUGAAAAAGUUUUAAAUCGAGCUCGAUAUGUUACUGUGCUCCUUGGCUAUGCCACAGUUGCAAUGGUGGUUGCUUUCAGCACAGGCGGUUAUGUGGUCUUAAAACCUUCCCACGUACUUGCCAUUGUUACAUAUCUCAUCUGCCCUGUCUUUAUACUCUGUAUGUGGCUAUUUACGUCAAAAUAAUAUUGCUUUAGCA
Gossypium arboreum is the source of this 2091-nucleotide messenger RNA. RefSeq lists its product as uncharacterized. NCBI's taxonomy places the organism in Eukaryota, Viridiplantae, Streptophyta, Magnoliopsida, Malvales, Malvaceae. The transcript has 3 exons. Gene Ontology annotation, molecular function: protein binding. The record is from RefSeq and is a predicted model, not a curated record. The coding region runs from base 248 to 1048 and encodes 266 amino acids.